AGCAACAAAUGAAAUGCUGAAAGCUUGAGUCAAGUGUAAGCCGUGCAGAGAUGUCCGCCUGAGUUAAGGGACAUUAGCUUGGACGGGUGUGGAUUGCCCCACUCAUCUCAAUGGGAUGUUAACUCUGAACCCUACAGAUGGCAAGUAAUAACCCAACAGUGCUAACUAUUUGGGCAGAAGCAUCCAGCCGAUGUGUUGACUCCACACUGUGAAUCAAUCUUCCACCCAUUCCCAGCUGCCAAUUGCCCCUCACGCAGCGACCGAGACCUUCAGCUUCCCCCCGGAAGAUGUCUGCAAAGCCGUUCUGUAAUUUCGUUCCAGGAUUCGAUAGCACGUUGAAAACUGAGUGUGUGGGGACAGCAUGAAGCAAAGUGGAUUUAACAUCCAAAUACAGAGCGUGAAGCUGCGCUGCGUUACUCAGCUUCUUCCCUGAGUCCACAGAAAGCUCCGGUUCCAAAUGUAUUUGAAGCUGCUGCAGACUUUCCACCAGAGGCUGCAGAAUGUAGGCCCAGCUUCUCCCAGAGCGCACCGAGCCCUGACUGUGAUGCUGCCCAGAGCUGAAGUGGAUUAGCCCACGGGGACGUUUCCAAAGCCCCUGGGAUGCGUGGGGUGUGUUCUCUGGGGUCUCCCCACUGAGCAUGCUGCUCACUCAGCCGCGUGUUCUGAUGGGCGCGCGUCUCUUGUUGUUGCAGGUCCCAGCGAGGCGUGAGGACAGGACCACCCUUCCCUUCUGGAGCAGUGGCAGAGCGGCACAGGGAGCAGAAUGAGGGAGAACUAUGAUGCCAUGAUUGCUCUGGGGUCCCCCGUCGCCAAACCCGAGAUUGUCCCACGGGUCGAGCAAGCCGAAGAGCCUCGUGCCAAGGCUCCUGGGGAGGCAGAGCAGAGGGAGGCCCCUGGCAGCGCCAGCCCAGGAUCCGUAGUUCCCAAGCCCGAGAUCGUCCCGCAAGGUGAGCGAGAGCAGCAGCAGCAGCAUGGUGGCGGGGAGCAGAUGGGGCUGGAAGGACAAAAAGGCCCUGAGAGCAGCUGCUCAGAUGACUGGCUCAUCCGGACGGUGAAGGUGGAGGAGGACUAUGAGGAGUGGCCUGCGAGUCUCAGUGCGGAGGCGCUGCUGUCGGGGCAGCUGCAGGGCAGCGGCUUGCUGCACCCCGACGGGGGCCACGGCUACCUGGGCGCGUGCAAGCUGGAGAGGCCGAGCCUGGAGGACUACGGCAGCUACGGCGACCUCCCGGGCUUGGCCCUGCAGCAGUGGCAGCUCCUGACCGAGAAGCCGUACGGCUGCACCGAGUGCGAGCGGCGGUUCAAGGACAAGCUGACACUGCGGCUCCACCAGCGGGUGCACACCGGGGAGAGCCCCUACGCCUGCGGGGAGUGCGGCCGCAGCUUCAGCCAGAAGCCCAACCUGGUGGCCCACCAGCGCACCCACUCCGGGGAGCGGCCCUUCACCUGCGCCCAGUGCGGCAAGGGCUUCAGCAAGAAGGCCCACCUGACGCGGCACCAGCGCAUCCACACGGGCGAGCGCCCCUACCAGUGUGCCCAGUGCGGCCGCUGCUUCAGCCAGAAGAUCCACCUGGGAUCGCACCAGAAGACGCACACCGGGGAGCGGCCCUUUCCCUGCGCCGAGUGCGGCCGGAGCUUCCGCAAGAAGACGCACCUGAUCCGGCACCAGCGCAUCCACACCGGGGAGCGUCCCUACCAGUGCGCCCAGUGCGCCCGCAGCUUCACCCACAAGCAGCAUCUGGUGCGGCACCAGCGCGUGCACACGGAGCCGGAGCCGGAGCCGGGGGCACUGGCCCAGCUGGAGACAAGUGCCCCCUGCAGGCUGCCAGGAGUGGCAGCGCCACCCCCAGGGUCCUCGCCGGAGCAGAAACCCUUCACCUGCCCCGAGUGCGGCAAAAGCUUCAGCUGGAAGAAGAACCUGACGUCGCACCAGCGGCUGCACCUGGAGGGGCGGCCCUUCUCCUGUGCCGAGUGCGGACGCGGCUUCAGCGACAAGCGCCACCUGACUGCCCACCUGCGCAGCCACAUGGGCCUCAAGCCCUACGCCUGCGCCUACUGCGAGAAGAGCUUCAGCCACAAGCCCAACCUGACCACACACCAGCGCACGCACACCGGGGAGCGCCCCUUCGCCUGCCCCGACUGCGGCCGCAGCUUCACCCACAACCAGCACCUGGUGCGGCACCGCCGCGUCCACACCGGCGAGCGCCCCUUCGCCUGCCCCCAGUGCGACCGCAGCUUCAGCUCCCGGCCCAACCUCAUCGCCCACACCAAGGCCCACUCGGGCAAGCGGCCCUACAUCUGCGAGCAGUGUGGCCGGGGCUUCAGCCGCAAGUCCCACCUGGUGAGGCACCAGGCCGUGCACACCGGCACCCGCCCCCACGGCUGCAGCCUGUGCGGCAAGCGCUUCAGCUCCAAGACCAACCUGGUCCGGCACCAGGCCGUGCACACGGGGCACCGGCCCUACAUCUGCACCCAGUGUGGCAAGAGCUUCAGCAGGAAGACGCAUCUCCUGAGGCAUGAGCGUACCCACGCUGCCCCCCUGCAGAGGGACAGCGCCUGGGCUGUGCACGACCCCCUGAGCCAGCAGGCAGCCUGCCUCUAGCGGUGGGGGACUAGUGACUCGCACGGCUCACCACUCUGAGGGACCAGUUACUCUGCUGUGAGCUGGACAAAGUGCGGGCAGGUGCUGUGCCUUCAGUGCCAACCUGUAACCCCCCUCCCCGCCGUGCUAUCCCAGCCCUGGGCUCCCCCACAUACACUGCUCUGCAACUCCCCUCCCCACCAACCCCCCGUAUUCCAGUCCUUCCAUGUCACCCUGGUUCUGCUCAUGCAUUUCAGACUCAACCUGCAGCCCCCUGCUAAUCCAGCCGGGGCUCCCUCCCCCACCAGCUCUGCUGGUGCCCCUCAUUCCUGACAGCCAGCCAUCGCAGUCCUUCUCUAGAUCCUCACUUCAGCCUGGCCCUGCCAUGCCCGCUCGGGGCUCCCCACCCACACGGCUCUGUCACUCGCCCUCAAUCCCAGCUCUCCGGUGUACGGACGGGACGGGAGAGAGAGAGCUGGGAAGCCACAGGAGAGAAGCUGCCUGAGUGUCCUGCAGCGAGACCCGCUUCUGAUCCAGACGUGCCUUGAGAGCCCAGCGCGGGGUUCAGACAGCCCAGCCCGCAUGGGCAUGGGCAGGGACACCACUGGGCGCAGCUGCCCUCAGCCUCAGCCUCUCCAUCAUCCACCUGCUGCGAGACAAGCCCUUCACACCGCCUGGGGAGCUGACCAGGCAGGAGACGGGCUUAGGACUCCUCGUUGAAGCAUUCCUAAGCUAGAAAGGGGGAUAAUACCAUUCCCCUGAGCCAAAUGGUGCCAUAAACAGUGUCCUCGAACGGUGCUGGAGAUGGGUUGGAAGCUGGCUUCUCAGCCGGCUCACUUCCCCAGUCGCUGGCCAGGGCACCCAGCACUGGUCCAGCAAGAACUGUGGGCAAGUGAGAAGGGAGGGGUCUCUGUUCUCUACCUGAGGGGGGGCACAACAGGGGACCCCCAAGCGAAGGGGCAUUUGAAUGUUAACAUCCCUCUGUAAU
Messenger RNA from Terrapene triunguis (Three-toed box turtle), 3566 nucleotides. RefSeq names its product zinc finger protein 467 (gene ZNF467). The transcript is spliced from 4 exons. Bases 764 to 2599 code for a protein of 611 amino acids. Gene Ontology annotation, biological process: negative regulation of transcription by RNA polymerase II. The record is from RefSeq and is a predicted model, not a curated record. Gene Ontology annotation, molecular function: DNA-binding transcription repressor activity, RNA polymerase II-specific. Lineage: Eukaryota; Metazoa; Chordata; Testudines; Emydidae.